Messenger RNA from Sphenostylis stenocarpa, 234 nucleotides. Lineage: Eukaryota; Viridiplantae; Streptophyta; Magnoliopsida; Fabales; Fabaceae. The record is from the annotation of a GenBank genome assembly.
AUUAAUGAUGUGCAAGAUAAUUUUAUUUUUCUUCUGGACGAUAUUACUUGUUAUGACAUAUACAACAGGGAAAAGGAUGAUAGUUCUCUAGAACAUUCUAUUGUCAACAAUGAUAGUAGUAUAAAUGAAGAUAAUAGGGAUAAUGGUGCUACUAGAAGUAAAGCUAAUCAACAGGAAGAGGAAGAAAAUGAUCAAAACCUUAGAAGAUCCAAUAGAUCACGAAAACCUUAUCAG